Synchiropus splendidus (mandarinfish) is the source of this 1727-nucleotide messenger RNA. RefSeq names its product actin binding Rho activating protein a (gene abraa). The record is from RefSeq and is a predicted model, not a curated record. Gene Ontology annotation, molecular function: actin binding. The transcript is spliced from 2 exons. Gene Ontology annotation, cellular component: sarcomere. The coding region runs from base 121 to 1176 and encodes 351 amino acids. Gene Ontology annotation, biological process: positive regulation of transcription by RNA polymerase II; positive regulation of Rho protein signal transduction. Lineage: Eukaryota; Metazoa; Chordata; Actinopteri; Syngnathiformes; Callionymidae.
CAUCACCCACUGACCGACUGAAGACUGAAGCCGUUCCAGUUCCUUCUCCAGCAGCUUGUUUUUUACUGGAGGAUCUAUUCAGAUUUUGCUUAUCUUGUUUGGUUUUAAUCCUGAAACGCGAUGAGCGCCGUCACCGCGACAGUUGCCCCGAGCGACCAGCCCACGUUCAAGCGGGCCGUGCGGAAGAUCAAAUGCGCAGCCAUGGUCGCGAACUUGGCCAAGAGCUGGCAGGGCUGGGCCAACGAGCACAGUGGAAAGCAGGAGUCCAUCCCCAGCGGCUGGAUGCCUUCAUCCAUCGAGGACGGGGACAAAAAAGAGCGCUCACAUGUGGUCAAGCUGACCGUCACGCCUCGCGUGGUCACGGCGGACAAAUCUGCCGCUGACAAGAUCCGAUCCAUGUCGGUGACCAAGACUGUCCAGCCCAAGAUUAGUGAGUGCGGAGGCGGCGAUUUGGUCAACGCCAUCAGGGGAAAGAUGGAGGCUGUUCCAGAGGAGAGUAAGACCUUCCUAGGGAAGGAAUCGCCGACGCGGCGCCGCCAAAUGAGGGCGCUGCGGAGCAGUGCGGGUGGCGGCGUGAUCCAGGACAGGAAGUUGAUGUUGCAGGAGAAGACGUCAGGGUCCAGGAGCAGCAGCGUGGACACUGAGGACAGCGGAAUCGGCGAGGAGAUCAGCGACAGCGGCGAACCAAAAUCAGAGCAAAAUGACAUCAUCUCCCGAAAACAGACCAACAGGCCGAAGAUCAAGAUCGCCACCAUGGGCGACAUCAAGAGCCGCUGGCAGCAGUGGUCCGAGCAGCACGUGGAAGGCCAGAAACUCAACCCCUUCAGCGAGGACUUCGACCACGACUACGCCAUGGCCCAGAGGCUGCGCAAGGGCGACGAAGGCUACGGCCGCCCCAAAGACGGCUCCAAGACGGCUGAGCGCGGCGACCGGGCCCAUAAGCACAUCCACAGAGAGAUGGAGGAGAUGGUGUGGAUCAUCAGGGACAUGGGCUUUAAGGACAAGGAGGGCCGGACCAUCAUCAGCUUCGGGCGACUCUUCGACCGCUACGUGAAGAUCUCUGAUAAGGUGGUGGGAAUCCUGCUGCGCUGCCGCAAGCACAAGAUGCUGGACUUUGAGGGAGAGAUGCUUUGGAAGGGUCAGGACGAUGAUGUCAUCAUUACACUGAGAGACUAACACACCCAACAUCCAAGCAGAAGAAAAUACCAACAGAGACCACAUACAACUACCUUCAGAGAUCUAUUCCACUGCAUGUAACCAUGAUCCCUUCACUCUAAAACAAAAAUAUAUCUUCUUGUUCACAGAUGGACAAAUGUUCAUAAGCUGUCAUUAAGGAAAGGUCACAAAAUGAUGUGGAAAGUACGUUCUGUUUUUACUCCUGCACUCGAGUGGCAUGCAGCCUUUGGUCCGGGUCGACUGGUGCUUUUUGGCCCGGAACAGAAACAGGUGUUGGAUUUUACGCACGUAAAAUGAUCCCAACUCGUAACUCCUCGUCUCCUACCUGACAAGUCGUGUGUUGAAGGGAAGCUAUCUUUAGCACGACAGCCAUGCUAGCUACGCUACAUGCUAGAGAUUCUCUCCACUAACUGUACCGCGUCCAUCUCAGGAUUCAGUGAGGGAAGUAUUGUUCAUUAUCGUUAGGAGUCUAUUUUUAAAGAAAACUUGCUGGUUGUGACGACCCUGCAACUAAGGAGCGAACAGGGUGAUAUUUUCUUUCAAACUGAAAG